Chiloscyllium plagiosum (whitespotted bambooshark) is the source of this 5241-nucleotide messenger RNA. Its product is annotated as complement C3-like. NCBI's taxonomy places the organism in Eukaryota, Metazoa, Chordata, Chondrichthyes, Orectolobiformes, Hemiscylliidae. Gene Ontology annotation, molecular function: endopeptidase inhibitor activity; protein binding. The record is from RefSeq and is a predicted model, not a curated record. Gene Ontology annotation, cellular component: extracellular region.
UUUGUGAGUUUUUCCAUACAACCUAACCAGAUGAUUUGGAGAGGUUUAUGCUAGUGAGGUGGCCUGCAGACAUGAGGAGAACCUCUUUGUUACUUGCCCUGUUGGCCUUUCUUCCUGCACUGUUCCACUGUAGCCCACUAUUCGUACUGACUGCCCCAAAUCUUCUGCGAGUCGGAAAUGAAGAAAAUGUAGUUGUGGAAGGCUACCACAGCAGCCAAGACUUAAAUGUUGAAAUUCGUUUAUCAUUUUUCACUAAAAGUUACAUAAUUUUUAGAACUGAAAGCCGAUUAUCAUCAACUAAUAAUUACCUGAUUUCAGUACCAGUUCAGAUACCUAGGGAAAAAAUUAGACAAGAAUCUGUCUUGCCCCAGUAUGUGCUGUUGGAAGCACAAUCAUCAGUAUUUCACUUGGAGCGAGUCAUCCUUAUUUCAUAUCAAUUAGGACACAUAUUUAUCCAGACUGAUAAACCAAUCUACACACCAACUCACACUGUUAAUUACCGUUUGCUUACUGUGGACAAUGAAAUGAAACCUACAAGAACAGGCACCCUGGUUGAUUUUGUGAAUCCACAAGGUGUUAUUGUGCAGAGGACUCAAGCAACAGGCAGAACUUCUGGCAUAAUCGGACUCACCUUUCCAAUUCCUAAGAUUGCAAAUAUUGGAAUGUGGAAGAUUGUUGUGAGCUACUCAGAGGCCAGCCACGUAAACUACACCACUGAAUUUGAAGUUAAGGAAUAUGUGUUACCAAGUUUUGAAGUUGCCCUGGAGUCAAAAAAAAAGUUUUUUUAUGUUGACGAUACGAAAUUGGAUGUUUCAAUCAUUGCAAGAUUCACUUAUGGAAAGCCUGUUGAGGGUCGUGCAUUUGUUAUGUUUGGAAUAAUGAAGGAUGGUGAAAGGAUAGGCAUUCCAUCAUCACUUCAAUCAGUCGCUAUUACAGAUGGCCGAGGAGCUGCUUCCCUGACGAGUGAAGAUUUGAGUGCCAGUUUUCCCAACAUUUAUGAACUUGUGGGAUACUCAAUCUAUAUUGCUGUUAGUGUCAUAACACAUUCAGGUAGUGACAUGGUCGAAGCAGAAAAAACAGGAAUAAAAAUAGUCACCUCCCCGUACACCAUAUCAUUCACCAAGACUUCCAAGUAUUACAAGCCUGGAAUGCCAUUUGAUUUAGUGGUCCAAGUAACAAAUCCUGAUGGUUCACCAGCCAAUGGAAUCCCAGUGAUGACCAGGGAUGGAAAGUACAAUUCCAGGACAGAAGCUAACGGUCAUGCCAGGCUGUCAGUAAACACAGGUGGACAAGCCAGCAACCUACCAAUAGAAAUUGUAACAAACGUUGCCAACAUCCCCAAAGACCGUCAGGCCUCUGCAAGUAUGGUGGCACAACCAUAUAGGACGCAGUAUGAUUCAAAGAACUACUUACAUAUCAGCAUUCAACAAACAGAGCUUGAUCCCGGAAAAGAUCUGCCAAUUCAACUCAAUCUCCGAAAUGAUGAUGCUGCAACCCAGAACCAGAUAAAGUACUUCACUUACAUGAUAAUAAGCAAAGGCAAAAUAGUGAAAGUUGGACAGCAACCAAGACAGAAAGAUCAAAUCAUAACGAUUAUGAAAAUUCUAAUCACCCCCGAUCUAAUUCCAUCCUUCAGACUGCUAGUCUAUUACUAUUUGUCAAAGGGAUUAGCAACAGAAAUGGUUGCAGAUUCUGUAUGGGUUGAUGUGAAAGACACGUGCAUGGGAACACUAAUCGUGUCUAAUGCAAAUGAGGAAGAAGAAAAUAAGAUUUACAAACCUCGCAAUCAGUUUAGACUGAAAAUCACAGGCGACUCUGGGGCAAUUGUCGGCUUAGGUGCUGUAGAUAAAGCUGUGUUCGUAUUGAAUAAGAAACAUAAGCUAACACAGAGUAAGAUCUGGGACAUUGUCGAGAAGAAUGACAUUGGAUGCACGCCUGGAAGUGGCAGUGAUGUUCUUGGCGUUUUCACAGAUGCGGGACUGACAAUUAUAACAAGCAGUGACCUCAAGACACCUACAAGGACAGAGCUGAAGUGCCAACAGUCAAUGAAACGUAAACGCCGUUCAACGAGAUUAAUGGACGCUAAAGCGGCUAAAUUACAACAGUACAAUUCCCAAACACAGAGGACAUGCUGUCAAGAUGGAAUGAAACCAAAUCCCAUGGGAUUUUCGUGUGACAAGAGAGCUAAGAGAAUAACACUGAGUGAAGAGUGUAAAGCUGUCUUCCUAGAUUGCUGUAACCGCAUCCAAGCGUUUAAGGAUCUACAGAGAAGAAGUCAAUUGACUUUAGCAAGAAGUGAUGACGAUGACUACUAUUCUCCCUAUGAGGAGAUAAUAGCAAGAACUGAUUUCCCAGAAACCUGGCUCUGGAUACAGAGGACUCUGCCCACAAAUGACCAAACAGGAGUUGAUUCACUGAUUGUACCUGGUAUCCUUAAGGAUUCGAUCACUACUUGGGAAAUACAAGCUGUCAGUGUGUCUCCAACGAAGGGAAUAUGUGUUGCUGAACCUUAUAAUCUGGUAGUGCAGAAGGAAUUUUUCAUUGACCUUCGACUCCCAUACUCUGUUGUUCGCAAUGAACAGGUGGAAAUUCGAGCAAUCCUGUACAAUUAUGGUACAGAGGUCAUUAAGGUGCGCGUGGAAUUUCCAUAUAAUGAAAAGUUCUGUAGUUCUGCAAAAUCGUCGCAGAGAUUCAGGCAAUAUGUUGAUAUCCCUGCAAAAGGGUCAACAGCUAUACCUUACAUCAUAGUUCCAUUGGAAAUUGGGCAAAUCAAUGUUGAAGUCAAAGCCUCAGUCUAUGACAAACUUGUUACUGAUGGUGUGAACAAACCCCUCCGUGUGCUGCCCGACGGGAAAGAAAUUGAUUUGCCGUUGCGAAGUUAUGAGUUGGAUCCUCAAGGUGGAGAACAAAAUCUUGAGGUUGAUAUCAAGUCUCCAAGUGACAUUCUUCUAAAAACAGAGCUUAACACAUUCAUCAGUGUCCAAGGAGACAUUUUAGCCCAAACAAUUGAAAAUUCCAUUGAUGGAGCCAAGCUGAGGCAUCUAAUUAGUGUUCCUGGUGGCUGUGGAGAGCAGAACAUGAAAAAUUUAACCCCAGGAGUGCUGGUCACCAAAUUUCUGGACAAAACGAUGCAAUGGGAUAGAGUGGGAAUUGACAAACGAGGGACUUCAUUGAAUUACAUUAGACAAGGUUAUACUCAGCAACUCGCAUAUCGCAAAGCUGAUGGUUCCUAUGCAGCAUUUCUGACUCAGCCAUCUAGCACAUGGCUGACUGCAUAUGUGCUGAAAGUGUUUGCGAUGUCGAACAAUUUGAUCACAAUUGAUGCAAGACAUGUUUGUGAGGCUGCUAAGUGGCUGAUAUACAAUAAACAGCUCCUCGACGGUCACUUCAAAGAAGAUGCUCCUGUUUUGUAUUUAAAAACCAUGACUGGGGAACUUGGUGGAUCUGAAAAUGAUGCUUCCUUAACUGCGUUUGUGCUCAUUGCAAUGUUUGAGGCUGAUAUUAUUUGUUCACCUUUUGUCGAGAAUUAUAAAGACAGUAUCACAAAAGCAGCAGAAUACCUGAAAAACCGCAUUGAUAAUCUGAAGAGGGCAUAUUCUGUGGCAAUAACAGCCUAUGCACUCUCAUUAUUGAAAAUCAACAAACUGAACACCCUGAUGAAAUUUGCUUCAGGAGACCAAUCAUACUGGACUGAUACCGGUGAAGACAACUCUUUCUACACAGUUGAGACUACAGGAUAUUCCCUUCUCACUCUUGUGCACUUGAAGGAAUUUGACAAAGCCGGCAAAUUAGUGAAAUGGUUGUCUCAAAGGAGCAAGUUUGAAGGUGGCUACAGAAGCACACAGGUGACAAUGGUUGUUUUACAAGCUCUGACUGAUUACCAGGCAAAUAUCCCUCAAGAGAAGGAAAUUGAUUUGGAUGUUGUCGUAAACAUUCCUGGCCGGGCACUUCCUGUUCCAUGGCAUUUUAGCUCAGCAAAUAGAUAUAUCACCAAAACAGAAGAGAUGAAGAACAUUGGGAAGUUUACAGUGAAAGCGAAAGGAAAAGGUCAAGGAACGUUGAAGGUUUUAACUCGUUACUAUGCUCAAUUAUCGAAGGUAGCCAAAGAAUGCAAGAACUUUGAUUUACGCGUUACUGUGGAAGAGGUGCCUCAAACAAAGCGACCCCAGCAUGCUCUGAAUUCUCUGGCAAUAAAUAUCUAUACACGAUUUCUUGGUGUCUCCGAUUCCACAAUGGCCAUUAUAGACAUUUCCAUGCUGACAGGAUUUACUCCAGAUGUGGAAGAUCUUAAUUCGCUACAGAAUGGAGUUGACAGAUAUAUAUCGAGUUACGAGCUGGACAAGUCAUUAUCAGCACAAGGAUCUCUGAUCAUUUAUCUGAAUUCGGUUUCACACACAGAAGACACUCAGUUGGGAUUCAAAGUACAUCAGUUCUACAGAGUUGGACUUAUUCAACCAGCUUCUGUCAAAGUUUAUGAAUACUAUAAUGAUGAGAAUAGUUGCAGUAAAUUCUACAAUGUCAAUGAAAGCAGUGCCAUGCUGAGCAAAAUCUGUGAAGGUGACGUUUGCAAAUGUGUAGAAGGAAGUUGUUUAUCAGUUAAAAUGCCGACACAUCGAGUCAGUUACAGAGACCGUAGUGAAAAAUCAUGUCAACAUGAGAUCGAUUAUGUUUACAAAGUAAGAUUCCACAAAAAGGAAAAGAGAGACAAUUACAUAAACUACGAAAUUACAGUUUUGAUUGUGAUAAAACAAGGCACUGAUGACGUUGUGGCCGAACAAGAUAGAGAGCUAAUCACUCACGCCAAUUGUGAGGAAAUAUUUAAUGUGGAAUUGGAAAAAGACUAUCUACUGAUGGGACAAUUAUCAGAUUUGUGGAAAGAUGGUACAAAGGUACGUUAUGUGGUUGGACAUGGAUCGUGGAUAGAAUGGUGGCCAAAUAAUGGUCAGUGCCAAAAUCGACAAAAUGCUCGACUCUGUCAGGACCUAGAGGAAUUCCGUGAAACUUUAAUGGUUAACGGCUGUGACUAUUAAUUUUUUUUAAAUGAUGGUUGUAACAAAUAUUGUUUGCAUCUGGUCAUCCAGAAUAAAUCAAGCCUUCUACUCACAUAUCAAAUGACGUGGAAAUAGAUUCAGUUCAAGUUAUGCAAAAUAUUACAGGGGCAAUAUACAGCCAGAUAGCUUGCUGUAAAACCUGACCCUGUGACAUUUGAUGAAAUAAAGGACACAGAAAUUGAAUUGCAAA